Dentiscutata erythropus is the source of this 1677-nucleotide messenger RNA. Lineage: Eukaryota; Fungi; Glomeromycota; Glomeromycetes; Diversisporales; Gigasporaceae. The record is from the annotation of a GenBank genome assembly.
AUGCCACCAAAAAAGGUACAUUCAGCUAAAGGUCAAGUAGGUCUGGAGCGUCAACUAAAAGCUUUGAAAUUAAUGCUCAUUGAGAGAAUUAUUGAAUCAAAAGAGAAGAAAUUUACCUCCAAAUAUCGAAUGGUUAAGCAUUUUGAUAGAAAAAAAGUUGAACGUGCAAUAAAAAAGGCUGAAAGACAGGUUUCAGAAGCUCAAACUCCACAAGAGAAAGAAAGCUCUAAACAGAAGUUAUAUGAAUUACAGAUAGAUUAUAAUUACAUAAUGUAUUUUCCGAAAGGUCGUAAAUAUAUGUCACUUUAUCCAACGACAGAUGCCGAUAACCCUAAUAUGAUCUCCAGGAGAAACAAAAUUAGGGAGCUUAUAAGAGAGGCAAUGGAAAAUAGCGAAUUGGAUUCUUUAAACAGGCAUCUUGAACAAAGUCAAUAUAAGUUGAUUGAACUGACACCAGAGAUCGCUGCAUUGUUCGAUGAAAUUCGCAUACAAGGUGAAGAAUUCCCAAGUUUAUGCAUAAAGGCUGCUUUGCCUCACGAAGAGCCUAUUUUAUGUACCAAAGAUAAGACCUUUACUAUACGUAAACAGCAUUAUAGUAAUUCCCUACUCUUAUUAUCGCCUUCACUUACUUUUGUACCAAAUGUACGAAAUCGUCAAAGAGAUGAAGUUAAUGACGUUGACAUGAUAGAUGAUUUCGAAAAAAUUAGCAAUGAUGAUUCUGAACGAGUAAAUCAGAUAAACAUUGACGAGUCAGAAGAAUCAUCAAUUUUACGUGCAUUUGAAGUAGUUGACGUUCUAAAUUAUUUUUGUGAAUUAACUUUAUCUGCACCAAAGAUUGAGCAAUUAAAUGAAUUAUUACAACCUACUAUAUACAAAGGGCCUGAGGAAGAAUCUGGUUAUAAAGAUAAAAAAUUUUACACUUUUGAUGAGUUGGAUAAUCUUGUGCAAGCCAGUGUAAAAGAAUUAAAACAGGCUCUUGAAAGUAAAUUUGCAUUGGAGAUUGAUGGCUAUUGGAGAUAUAUUGACCAUGAAUAUGUGUACGAUAUAUUUAGUACGAUUCUUUCAUUUAUUGAUCUAUUUUCUGCGCAAUUAGAGAGUAUAUCAUUAAAAAAUGCUUGCGAUGCGGUUAAUGGAUAUGGUCAUCCUAAAUUUAUAAUUCAACAUAUUUUUGAAUGUUUUUCUGAAUCAAUUGAUUUUACGGAUGAGUCAAAUCCAAUUUUCAAAUUAUCCAAAGAAAAAGUUUGUCGAUUCUUUGGAAUUCACGUGUUAAAAGACAUGGAUAAGUUAUACAAUGAACGUAUACCCCUCGAUUUAUUUUUUGAAUCAUGGGAUAAAGCUGUUCCUUUCGAGGACAAUGCAAUUAUUUUCAAUCACUCCUUAAACCAUUUAAUUGGAAGAUCAAAAAAAAAUCAACUAAUUCGAUACUUUCCAGUCUCUAAAUUAUCAUCGAGUCCGAAACAAAGAUUUAAGCAAUUGUUUUCAAUAAAAUCUGAAUGGAGGGAAGAUUUUAUUAAACCUUUUUUAGUCGACUUUUGUUUAGAUAGUGAUAAAUUCUCUACGAAAAAAUUCAAUGAAUUAUUACUAGAAUAUACAAAAAUUUUAUAUUUGGAAGGUAGAAUUUAUAGGGAAGAAGGUAUGGUAUUUUAUACUUCUAAAUGGCCUAUUAGUUUGAUUUAG